CAGUCCCUGAAGGCCGGCUGCGGAGUUUAGGCGCUCUUCGUUGCUGGGAAAGAACAUUAAAUCUGUUAUAAAGCCUGGAAGAUUCUGUGAAGAAUUAUGGAAGAUAAAAGACAAAGAGCUAGAGUACAGGGUGGCUGGGCUGGCCCUGCUAACAUAAGAACAGCCUCUCGUGCAGCUUCGGGGGUUUCCAAUCCCAGUAAUCAAGUUCUUUCAAGCAUUGCACAGUCCGAGGUGAGAAGAGAGAAGCUGAUUCCAUCUGAAAGGCAAUUUGUUUUUAAAGCACCACAAGAGGUGGUACGAAAAGUCCCAGAGCCCAUAAUCAUAGAGAAACAGGGCCAGUAUGAGAUCAGCGCGUUGCCAUCAGGAGUGUCUCGGCUUCAUUUGAUCCCUGGCUUCAUUGAUUCACAAGAAGCUGACUGGAUGUUUGAACAGCUCCUCCAGGAGGUCCCUUGGAGGCAGAGAACACACACCAGAAAAGAUCUAACUUAUGAGGAGCCCAGACUCACAGCAUGGUAUGGUGAACUUCCAUACACUUACUCUCAGCUGACUUUGCAACCAAAUCCUAAUUGGCAUCCCCUGUUGACCAUGCUGAAAGAUCGCAUUGAAGAGAUCACUAAACACACCUUCAACUCUCUGCUCUGCAAUCUGUACCGAAAUGAGAAGGACAGCGUGGACUGGCACAGUGAUGAUGAGCCUGCACUGGGAAGGAACCCUGUCAUUGCCUCACUCAGCUUUGGUGCCACCCGGAUGUUCGAGAUGAGGAAGAAUCCCUUACCUUGUUUCCUUUCAGGAGAAUGCGGACUACACUUAUGUGCAAAGAGUGUGUGUACCACUGGAUCAUGGGACCUUGUUAAUAAUGGAAGGAGCUACUCAAGAAGACUGGCAGCAUCGUGUACCCAAGGAAUAUCACUCCAGGGAAGCUCGGAUAAAUCUGACAUUUAGGACAAUGUAUCCAGACCCAGAGGCAGUAUGAACUUGAAUGAAAGCAUCUGUAGGACUGUUGACUUGCUGCUGAUUCCUGACAUUAAUGCUGGUUUGGAAGAGGCAGCCUUCAUGCAUUCAGAGUUCUGCUUCCUAACAUCUGAAGGCACAAAGAAAAAGGCUGCUGUGAUGAAAACCUAUGAUGGCUGCAAGCUCCCACUGGUGGUGUGAGUGCCUUUUUCCAAGAUGGUUAG
This is a messenger RNA of Gekko japonicus, 1175 nucleotides long. It is a transcript of the gene ALKBH3, whose product is annotated as alkB homolog 3, alpha-ketoglutarate-dependent dioxygenase. Gene Ontology annotation, cellular component: nucleus. The coding region runs from base 97 to 942 and encodes 281 amino acids. Gene Ontology annotation, molecular function: dioxygenase activity. The transcript is spliced from 10 exons. NCBI's taxonomy places the organism in Eukaryota, Metazoa, Chordata, Lepidosauria, Squamata, Gekkonidae. Gene Ontology annotation, biological process: DNA repair; DNA alkylation repair. The record is from RefSeq and is a predicted model, not a curated record.